Pocillopora meandrina is the source of this 1385-nucleotide messenger RNA. NCBI's taxonomy places the organism in Eukaryota, Metazoa, Cnidaria, Anthozoa, Scleractinia, Pocilloporidae. The record is from the annotation of a GenBank genome assembly.
AUGAGGCCUAUAUUAUCAGCCACCGACACGUACAAUUUUCCCUUUGCUAAAUGGCUCGACGAGAAAUUGAAGCCCUUGUCCCUUAAUCAGUAUACAGUUACUGAUAAUUUUGAUUUCACAAAAGAGAUUCACGAGCUGAAGAUCAACAAGGGUGAAAUCUUGGUUUCGUAUGAUGUCUCCUCGUUAUUCACGAACGUGCCUCUGGACGAAACAAUAGAGAUCUUGGUUAACAGAGCCUUUUCGAACAAUUGGUUCAAUACUACUCACAAUCUUGCCCUUACCAGAACAGAUCUUAUUGACCUCCUAAACGUAGCCACCAAAGGCCAACUAUUUCAAUUUAACGGAGCUCUAUACGAACAGACAGAUGGCGUUGCUAUGGGGUCCCCUCUCGGCCCUUAUUAGCAAACGUCUUCAUGUCAUCCAUCGAAGAUACCCUUGAGCGACAAAGAAAACUUCCAUCCUAUUAUCGUCGAUAUGUUGAUGAUACACUCACUGUAAUGCCUGAUCUAGCAACAGCAACUACCUUCUUGCAUACCCUCAACAGCGCCCACACUUCGGUCAAAUUCACCAUGGAGGUGGAGAAGAACAGCAAGCUUCCUUUCCUUGGCACCGAACUACUCAACCAUGCACCUCGGAUUGAAACCAAGGUAUAUGUGAAACCAACAAACACGGGCCUACUAUUACACUACCAAAGCCAUGUAGACAAUCGCUACAAACGGAGCUUGCUGAAAACUAUGCUGGAUCGCGCACACCGAUUAUCUUCCUCCUGGGCCCAUUUCUCUGAUGAGUGUGAUCGCCUAAAGAAAGUUUUCGCACGGCUUAAAUACCCGGGGCGCCUGGUAAAUUCUACCAUUAACACCUUCUUACAAUCAAGAAUUGUUGGUACGCAGCCCACACAGACGCCCAAAGAACCAAUAUCCAUUGUUCGUGUGGUCAUACCUUUCAAAGAUCAAGAAUCAGCAAAUUAUGUUAAGAAAGAGCUCAAGAAUCUUAGCAUGAAGGUGCAGACAACUGUCCAGCCAGUAUUUGUUAGCCGCAAAGUAAGCCAAGAUCUUAAAGUACGAGAAAUCAAGCCACAGAUUGUCAACCAACAACGCGUCGUUUAUCAAUUUCAAUGUGACCUGUGUGAUGCGGGUUAUGUGGGCUAUACACGCGGACACUUACACACACGCGUGGAUGGACAUAAACGAAAGGCAUCUUCAAUAUAUAAACACUACCACGAACAGCACAGCGAAGUCCCGAAAGACCUACUGAAACGUUUUAGCAUUCUGAAAAAGUGUAGUAACAAGUUCGAUUGUUUGGUGAACGAAAUGCUUUUCAUCAGAGACUUAAAACCCACUCUGAACGUGCAAAGCGAUUCAAUUCGCGCAAAAGUAUUUGUUUAA